This is a messenger RNA of Lactuca saligna, 168 nucleotides long. Lineage: Eukaryota; Viridiplantae; Streptophyta; Magnoliopsida; Asterales; Asteraceae. The record is from the annotation of a GenBank genome assembly.
AUGAAUACCAAUUGUUCGCUUUUGAAUGAUUAUGAUUCAGUAGCCAAGAAGUCAAUGUCGGCUGGUACUGGAGCUGUUGCAGUUGUGGCUGUUAGUGAUCAAAUGCUUGGACCUAUAUGCAUGUUUUUCAUGCAAGAUAGAUGGUGCAGAGGAAGUUUAACUAUUCUG